CUUAGGUUCAAAAUUCUACAUGCUCCAUCGACUAUUAAUACUCUACGAUUUGCCUUUCACUUGAUAACCUUAACAUCUAUGUGAGGUGAUACUCUUAGGGUAAGGUUUAACUUUUUUACCUUCUCGAUAAACCUUCUACAUGAUUUAGAUUUUUGAACAAAAUCAUUAAAAGUCAGAAAUCAAAAACAAAUAGUGAAUAUUGCGAAAUAGUCGAAGGACCAUUUUUACAAUAUACUUUAAAAUAGUUGUAAAUGGAAGCUCCUGGAAUCAUCUUUGUGACUCAAGUCUGAAGUCACCUCCAGUCCAUCGCCCAGCUAACGAAAACCGCCCCCAAAACUCUACACAAAUCGUAAACCCUUAGUUUCCAUUUUUUCCGGCAAAUCUGCAACGGCGAUGGACGCCGCUAAACUAGAGCAACUAAAGAUAUUUAUCAGUCGGUGCAAAUCCGAUCCCUCCAUUCUCAGCGAUCCUUCACUCUCCUUCUUCCGCGACUAUCUUGAAAGCCUCGGAGCUAAACUUCCGUCAUCUGCUUACAAGAGUGAAUCGCAAUCGAAGCCUUAUGUAGUGGAAGAGGAAGAAGAUGAUUUUGAAGAACCUGAAGAAGAAGAGGACGAGAUAAUAGAAUCCGAUAUUGAAUUUGAGGGUGAGACUGUGGAGCCUGAUAAUGAUCCACCACAAAAGAUGGGAGAUUCUUCAGUGGAGGUCUCUGAAGAAAAUCGUGAUGCUUCUCAAGAGGCCAAAGCAAAGGGCAUGGAAGCAAUUUCUGAUGGCAAGCUAGAGGAAGCAAUUGAGCACCUCACUGAGGCAAUACUGCUCAACCCCACUUCUGCUAUUAUGUAUGCAACAAGAGCUUCUGUUUAUAUCAAAAUGAAGAAACCAAAUGCUGCGAUUCGAGAUGCUGAUGCUGCUCUACAGAUAAAUCCAGAUUCUGCUAAAGGCUAUAAGUCACGUGGAAUUGCACUAUCAAUGCUCGGUCAAUGGGAAAAGGCUGCAAAAGAUCUUCAUGUAGCUUCUAAUAUUGAUUAUGAUGAAGAAAUAAGUACCAUUCUCAAGAAGGUUGAACCAAAUGCACACAAGAUUGUGGAACACCGUAGGAAAUAUGAUAAGCUAAGAAAAGAAAGGGAGGACAGGAAAAUAGAACGUGAGAGGCAACGUCGCAGGGCUGAAGCCAAGGCUGCAUAUGAAAAGGCUAAAAAAGAAGAAAAAGCAUCUUCAAGUGAAAGAACUGGAGGAAUGCCAGGUGGAUUCCCAGGAGGUGGGAUGCCAGGUGGGUUCCCCGGUGGAAUGCCAGGUGGAUUCCCAGGAGGUGGUAUGCCAGGUGGGUUCCCUGGUGGCGGUGCAGCAGGAGGUGGAAUGCCAGGUGGCGGUGCAGCUGGAGGUGGUAUGCCAGGUGGCAUUGACUACAGCAAGAUCUUAAAUGACCCUGAGUUGAUGGCUGCAUUCAAAGACCCUGAAGUAAUGGCUGCUCUGCAAGAUGUGAUGAAGAAUCCAGCGAAUCUUGCAAAGCACCAAGCAAACCCAAAGGUGGCUCCACUCAUUGCUAAAAUGAUGAGCAAAUUUGGGAAUGUUGUCUCACUUCUUCCUAACAACAUGGAAACUAAAAUGAUCAACCAACAAUACAUAAACUAA
This is a messenger RNA of Lactuca saligna, 1629 nucleotides long. NCBI's taxonomy places the organism in Eukaryota, Viridiplantae, Streptophyta, Magnoliopsida, Asterales, Asteraceae. The record is from the annotation of a GenBank genome assembly.